Messenger RNA from Racocetra persica, 335 nucleotides. The record is from the annotation of a GenBank genome assembly. Lineage: Eukaryota; Fungi; Glomeromycota; Glomeromycetes; Diversisporales; Gigasporaceae.
AUACUACAAAAUAUAAUAUCCAAACACGUGAAUUGUUAACAAGUUUAAUUGCAAUUCUGACUUUUUCACCAGUAUGGACUCAAAAGCGUCUAAUAAUGUGGACAGAUAAUCAGGCUAAUGCUAAAGCUUUCUAUUCAGGAUUUUGUAAAAAUGCUAUAAUUAAUGGUAUAAUUGCGCAUAUGUACACAGCACAAAUCCAGGGCAAUUUCUCAAUUAAAUUAGAAUACAUCCCAGGGUCAAGUAAUGUAGACGCGGACCUCUUGUCACGUAAUGGACAUAGACAAUAUAUAGCACACAAUCCGAAUGCCCAGACAAGAAGUGACAAUCGUAGUCAA